Messenger RNA from Chaetomium strumarium, 1972 nucleotides. RefSeq lists its product as uncharacterized. The record is from RefSeq and is a predicted model, not a curated record. NCBI's taxonomy places the organism in Eukaryota, Fungi, Ascomycota, Sordariomycetes, Sordariales, Chaetomiaceae. The coding region runs from base 242 to 1972 and encodes 576 amino acids. The transcript is spliced from 5 exons.
GCCUCCGCUCCGACAAUCAACUCCUACCGCUUGCACUCCUCUUCCAACAAUAAGCUCACGUCCUGAUCCAGACUUUUACCCGGAAAUUUCCCCCCAACCAUUCCAACAAGCAGCGAGUUAGAGAGCCCAAAAGGCGGAGAUGGCGGAUAUCGCCUUGGAGGUCAUUCGCCUGGCCGUGAUGGCCCUGAACGGCUUCAGCAUGCUCCAAUCGCGUCUCAAGUCGUUCUGAAAGGCCGACCGAAUGGUUCGCCGCUGGGAUCGGGAACUGCGAGGGCAAGCUCGCACGCGCAGGGAGGCGUGCAUGGCUAUCCUCGGGCACGCCAUCGCAGACCCGUCCAAAAUCACCGACAUGUUCAAAGACGCCAAGCACGCGGGGUGGAACGACCCCGAGCUGGGACCUGCUCUCGCGGCGGUUCUUGGGGACCGCUGCGACGACUGGGUCGAGACUAUCAGCGACGUUAUCGAAGCCAUCAAGGACCUCGGUUCGGUGCUUGACACGUUCUCGGCCCUCUUACUCCCUCCCGAGCAGGUUCAGCAUCAGGGACAAGUCCGCAAGUUUGCCCACCGGGUGAAGGCCUCGUUCAAAGAGGACGACGUCCGGAAAUCUCUCAAAGAGCUAGGAAAGUUGAACCGUCAGCUUGGACAGCUGCAGACAGGCCUCACGUCGUCGAUUCCGGCGGCGCACCAUCACUCACAGAACUCGGCUCAGGAUGUUUCGCCCUCCCGGCAUGGUCUGCCACAGGACCUGUGUGACAGCAUUAAGGGGAACCACUCCAGGCAUUCCCUGAAGCUUUUUGUCCGGGCUACCCCCGAGUCGAUCGCCACUGGUGACUGCGUCACCAUGAAACUGGGAUAUGCAUACGAACCCGCCCACUGCUCUCAGGAACUCCGACUGUUGGAGUUCCAGAUCAGAUCUAGCCCUUCGCCAAUCAUAGCUUCAAUGCCGACGCCCGUGCCAGAUUCGAGCGGGUUGUUUCCCGGAAGUUGCCCGGGCUCAGCAUCAACUCCAUUCAAAAAGAGACGCAAGGUUUCGCGGUGGGCCGACGAGGAGGCCAGACCUGCCCAUCAGGCUCCAUCGACGCCGGCUAUUCGAACAGAAAACUCGGAGGAGAUCGAUUUGCGCCAGUCUCUGGACCUAUGCGAGUCAAUGACAGAGCCCAUCGUCAAGAUUGACGGCUAUCUGCAAAUCAGGGACCGGAUCCAGCUAGCCCAGUCACUUGUCCAGAUGGUGCUGACGCUUCAUUCAACCCCCUGGCUGGCCCGCCGGUGGACACUGCGGGAUCUCUCGUUUGUCCGCCGCGGCGACGACCUGGUCGCCUCCCUCGAAUCACUUCACAUUGACGCGCCGUUGCCGCUCAUGGGCCAGCAGCGCGCGCACCACAAACGUGCAAGGAGUAGCACCGCAGACAUCGUGAUGCAGCUCACCCCCGAUAGCAGCGGCUGUUCGUGGGCCGCUGACGAGACUCCCCGCAGUCGCUCCUCAAGAAAAGACUCGCUGUGGUCGCUUGGCCUGGCCUCGCUCCAGACCGAUUGUUGGUCCAACUUCGCCUGGGAAACGAACUGCAACGAGACAGACGACGACGACCGAGUAAUGCGACAGUACCUGAAAUCACGCCCCGGCAUCGGCGUGAGGUUCCGCGAGAUCACCGAGCAGUGCCUCGGCGGCUGCUUCCGGUGCGGGUCGGCGGACCUAAACAAUCCGCAUGUGGAAAGCGAGCUGUUAGACGUGCUCUCGGAGAUGGACGGCAUGAUCUCUUCGCUUCAGCAGUUGGAUCCUGCCACUCAGGGGCUGAUGUCACCGGGCCGGGAAAUUGCAGAUCAGGGCGCCAACUCACUCAUGUUGAUAGGUCAGGGAGCGUCCUUGUGCAGGUCUGAGAAGGUGGUCAUGAAGCAAGGCCACGGUUCGCGUGAACUACACACCUAUAUGAAGCAGCGGAGUGUCAUUGGACGGUACGGCCGGAUCCCGCGCUAG